Bactrocera latifrons is the source of this 1053-nucleotide messenger RNA. RefSeq names its product putative mediator of RNA polymerase II transcription subunit 26. The record is from RefSeq and is a predicted model, not a curated record. The transcript is spliced from 3 exons. Bases 1 to 1053 code for a protein of 350 amino acids. NCBI's taxonomy places the organism in Eukaryota, Metazoa, Arthropoda, Insecta, Diptera, Tephritidae.
AUGGCAAAGGCACAACAAUCGCCCCAUCAACAGACUAUACGGCAACAGCAGUCGAAAAGACAUCAGCCACAAUUACCACAACAUCAUCCAACAACGCCUCAACAACAAAUGCAUCAACCAUAUCAACAGAAGUACAACCACCAAUUGAUAGGCGAUCCGUUUGCUACAAUGUUAACGGUGACACAAGAGGCACCAGCUAGUUACAAUUCAAUACUACAACAACAACAAAUUUCACAAUUGGAGUCACAGCCACUGCCGACAUCAACGCCUACCCAGAUCCUAACACAAACGCAGACAGCGAUUCAGUCACAGUCGCAGCCUCAGUCGCAAACGCAACCGCAGCAACAGCCAUUACUACAACAGCAUCAACAACAACAACGGCAGCAGUCAACGCAGCGUGAAGCACAGCUGCCGAUAAGGCAGCCGUCUAUGUCUCCAGCGCACAUUUCGUCACCCAUGGCGUCCAGCCCAACGGUGACAGCGCAACAGCAACAACUUCAGCAUCAACCGCUGCAAAUCCAGCAACGAAAGCUGCAUCAGCCACCACAACAGUCCCCAACACCGACAUCAACACCAUCACAUCACUUGGCUAGCAUUCUGAACGAAGCAGCCACCUCGAACGGCUCUUCCACAUUGGCCAUGGGGUCUAACAACAGCAACAACAGCAGCAGGAACAGCUCGACCAACAGAAUUGUAUACAAUCAGCCCACCUCAGUUCAUGACGGUAACAUGCAAAGCUCUGACCAUGACCAUGAUGCUUCUCCCGCAUACCACACGCCCAAUAUCAAAUGCGAAUUGGAAGCUAGCUUCGUUGUCCCGGAGUCGGAAAACGACGCCGGUGAGGGUUAUAGUGAUGCUCCAGGUAUGAAUAAAAUAUUAGAACGCUUAGAUAAAUUAUUGGAUCAAAAGUUUGCAAAACAUGUGGAACCUUUGCGUAUGGAAAUUAGAGAAUUAAAGACAAGUGUUACUGUUAUGGAAGAGGAAAUUACUGAACUAAAAAAGGCUAGAGAAACGGAUAAAGAUGUAUAUGAAAAUAAGUCAAAGACUGAAUGA